Cutaneotrichosporon cavernicola is the source of this 2721-nucleotide messenger RNA. RefSeq lists its product as uncharacterized. The transcript has 3 exons. Lineage: Eukaryota; Fungi; Basidiomycota; Tremellomycetes; Trichosporonales; Trichosporonaceae. The record is from RefSeq and is a predicted model, not a curated record. Gene Ontology annotation, biological process: glucan catabolic process. Gene Ontology annotation, molecular function: beta-glucosidase activity. Bases 1 to 2721 code for a protein of 906 amino acids.
AUGGGCCUCACAUCCUCAGCUCGCGCCAACUCGAUCUCGACACCCGCAACCUCUGCCACCUCAUCCCACUUCUCUACUCCCACUCCUUCCCGCCAGCCUACUCCUCCCCCUCAGCCUCAGUCCAGUCCAGCCCAGCCCACUAUGACCGACGAGACUAAGGGCAACGCGGCGCUCGACCGCUCCUUCCUCGACGCCAAUGUUGACGAGCUCCUGCACCAGAUGACCAUCGACGAGAAGAUCUCACUGCUCGCAGGCAAGAACUGGUGGGAGACCACGUCCAUCUCCCGCCUGAAUGUCCCUAGCGUCAAGGUCACGGACGGACCAAACGGCGCACGCGGCGCGUCAUUCUUCAAAAUGACCAAGGCGAGCGCGAUUCCUUCGGCGACAUGCCUUGCGUCGUCGUUCUCGACCGACCUUAUCAGCGAAGCGGGCGGUCUGCUUGCCGAGGAGGCCAAGGCUCGCGGUGCCGUCUGUCUCCUCGCCCCGACCAUCAACAUCCAGCGUAGUCCGCUCGGCGGACGCGCGUUCGAGUCCUUCUCCGAGGACCCGACGCUCUCGGGCCGGAUCGCUUCCGCCUACAUUCACGGUCUGCAGAGUGCAGGCGUGUCGGCGUGCGUCAAGCACUUUGUCGGCAACGACCAGGAGCACGAGCGUAAUGGCGAGGACAGCGUCAUCGGUGACCGCGCCCUGCGCGAGGUCUACCUCCGCCCCUUCCAGAUUGCGCAGCGCGAGGCCGAGCCUUGGGCGCUCAUGACAGCAUACAACAAGGUCAACGGGACGCACGUAAGCGAAAACAAGGCGCUGCUCCAGGACCUCCUUAGAAAGGAGUGGGGAUACGACGGCCUCGUCAUGAGCGACUGGUACGGCACGUACAGCGUGUCGGAGAGCAUUGAGGCCGGGCUUAGUCUCGAGAUGCCCGGCCCCACCAUUUGGCGCCAGCCCCGUAUGCUCAACCACCUCAUCAUGUCACACAAGCUGGACCCGCGCGCGAUUGACGCGCGCGCACACGAGGUCCUCGCUUGGGCGCAGAAGCUCGCCCGCCUCAACCCCGAUAUCGUGUAUGCGGUUCCCACGCCCGAGCGCACGCGCGACAGUGCGGACGAGCGUGCGUCGGACGCCAAGCUCCUCCGCCGCCUGGCAGGCGAGGGCGUCGUUCUCCUGAAGAACGAUGGCGUCCUUCCCAUCCGCGAGGGGCGCGUAGCCGUCAUCGGGCCGAACGCCAAGACGCGCGUCAUCUCGGGUGGUGGAAGCGCCGCCCUUCGCCCUCUCUGGUCAGUCAACGCUUGGGAGGGCAUGGUCGAGAACAAGCCCAAUAACGUCGAGCUGUCCUACAGCUUAGGCCUUCAGGGGGCAAAGUUCCUCCCGAUGCUUGACGAGUGCUUCACCACUAUCGACGGCAAGCGCGGCUUCGACCUGCUUCACUACUCGAUCGACGCCAACGGAGAGGUCGCGCACGAGCCGACUGUGGUGGACACGCACGACGUCAGUGACAUGUUCCUCGCCGACUUCCGCCACCCUAGACUUGGACAGCAUUACGUCUCCGAAGUGCGGGCCAAGUUCACCUCGCCCAUUACGGGCCGGUACGAGUUCGGUCUGACGGUCACAGGCCAGGGAUGGCUGUAUAUUGACGACGAGCUUGUCAUCGACAACGCGACCAAGCAGACCCUCGGCUCCAAGUUCUUCGGCAACGGCACGAUUGAGGAGAAGGGCAGAGUCGCUGUCGAGAAGGGCAAGACGUACACCCUUCGGGUGGUGCACGACUCGCGCCGCCUCGUCUCUAGAACCGUGGCAGGUACGCCGUUCAUCGUCAAGGGCAUCCGCAUCGGCGCGUUCCCCCUCGUCGACGCUCAUCAGGCCAUGGAGGACGCUGUCAAGGCCGCUCGUGCAGCCGACAGUGUCGUCCUCGUCGCCGGCCUCAAUGCCGACUACGAGAGCGAGGGCUUUGACCGCCCGACCCUCGGCCUCCCCCUCGCCAGCGACGAGCUCAUUACCCGCGUCGCCGAGGCUAACCCCAACACCGUAGUCGUCGUGCAGGCCGGCUCGGCUGUGAGCAUGCCUUGGGCCGACAAGGUCGCUGGCAUCAUCCAGGCUUGGUACGGCGGCAACGAGGCUGGUAACGGUAUCGCCGACGUCGUGUACGGUAUCCGCAACCCCAGUGGUCGCCUGCCCCUCUCGUUCCCCAAGCGGGAGAGCGACAUUGCCGCCGCGCUCAACUUCAAGAGUGCCCGCACCAAGGUCCACUACAGCGAGGGUAUCUGGGUCGGGUACAAGCACCACAAUGCUCGCGGUAUUGAGCCCCUCUUCCCCUUCGGCCGCGGCCUUAGCUACACGUCGUUCAAGUACUCGGGCCUCGCCAUUAACGUCAAGAAGGGCGACGAGUGGACCGCGGCCGGCCGCGUCACGGUUACCAACACGGGCCAGGUCGCUGGUGACCACAGUGUGCACUUCUACACUGCUCCUCCGCCCGAGUCGCCCACCGGCCUACGCCACCCUGAAGUUUCGCUGCAGGCCUUCGCCAAGGUGUACGACCUUGCUCCGGGCAAGAGCACCACAGUCGAAGUCAAGCUCGACAAGUAUGCCAUCUCGCACUGGGACGAGUACGACAGCACAUGGAAGGUCGAGGUUGGCGAGUGGGCGCUCAAGGUCGGCGAGGACGCGCAGACCAUGGUUGCCGAGGUGCCGUUCACCAUCGACAACGAGAUGGCGUGGACCAAGUUGUAA